Molecule: messenger RNA, 1689 nt
Organism: Quercus robur (English oak)
Lineage: Eukaryota; Viridiplantae; Streptophyta; Magnoliopsida; Fagales; Fagaceae
Product: cyclic nucleotide-gated ion channel 1-like
Exons: 3
Coding region: 508-1371 (287 amino acids)
Source: RefSeq, a predicted model, not a curated record
CUUCAUACGUACUAAGCUUAAUGUUUUGUUCCAUUGGAGUUUUGACAGGCAUGCAACAAACUGAACCUGCAUCAUUCAGUAUAUCCAAUGCAUUACUUCCUUUGACAAAGAGUGAUUCCUUUUUCUGAUCUUGCUACCUCCAACUCAAGAAAGAAUUUUAAGUCACCCAAGUCCUUAUGCUUGAAGUUUUAAUCCAAUAACACAUUAAAUUGAUUCACAGCUUCUUGAUCAUUACUAGCAAUCAGACCAUCAUCCAUAUAUGCUAAAAGAACAAUGAAAGACUGUCCUUGUUGCCUAGUAAAGAGAGAGUAAUCAGCUUUUGACUAAGUAAAGCCCAAUUGGAGUAAAGUUGAUAGAAAAUUUGGAGAACCACUGCCUUGAUGCCUGUUUCAGUCUAUAAAGUGGCUUAUUCAGUUUACAAAUCAUCUCCUCCUUACUGUGAAAGCCUUGUGGAAGAGCCAUAUAAACUUCUAAAUCAAUGAAUCAAAUAUUGAAUAUUAGAGACGCAUGUCUGAGUCUCUGGAAAGCCAAGUACCAGUAUCAUCCAUAAGGCUAACAAUUUUAUUCCUUCUUCUCCUAACCAAGAUGUACAUGCAGUGGACAACAUCAAAAUCCAAAAAAAAAUGGGAUAAGAUACGCAUGAAGAUGAGGUCAAGUCAACGACAAAAACAACAUAAGGGCAUGAUAUCAUGGAUUUCCCAAAAGAAAUUUGAUAGUACAGAAAAAAGCCUGAUUAUGGAAAACAUAAAUCAGAGAUAUGAAGAAGGCGAAGACGUUAAUGUGGAAAACCUGGUCCCCGAUCUUCCAACGGAUCUUCAAACGAAAGUUAAGCGCCAUAUCUGCUUACAGAUACUAAAGAAUCUAAAAAUCAUGAAAGAUAAUGGCUUGGAUAAGCGUACACAACUGUUGCAUAAGAUUUGCGACUCUCUCCAGCCAAAGUUCUACAAUGAGCAUUGCUACAUUGUCAAGGAGGGAGACCCUAUUGAUGCAUUGUUCUUGAUUACAAAUGGCAUUGUAUGGACUUAUUCAAGCAAUAAUGGUGAAGGAUCUGACUCUCGACAUGCUGAGCGUCUUGAAAAAGGUCAGCACUUUGGAGAAAAACUUCUUGAAUGGGUUUUGAAACCCACCUCCGACGACAUGCGCAACCUAUCCAUACUUCCUGUUUCUUCAAAAACCCUCAAAACCCACACAAAAGUGGAAGCCUUCGCUCUAAUGGCCCACGACUUCAAAAAAAUAAUGGAGUCUAAGUUCUCACUAUUAGGACCCGAGGAAUUGCAAUCCAAGGCUGCAAUUCGUGUACAACGAAGUUGGCGCCAGCAUCGUGCAAAGACGGAUGAUGAUGUUGUUCUAGACAGGGCAGCUUCUCUUUGAAAAGCAGAGAUGAUUUUGAUAAAGACAAUGGAAACGGUGUCGUGUUGAAUCCCAUUUGUCAGGUGCACCGUAUCACUUAAAAUCCUGAGUUUGCAAUUAAGAGAAAAACGCUGUGUUUCAUUUAUUCAGUUAUUUUAGCUUUUGAUUUCUGUUUUUCGCACGUGUAAUAGGUGGUUAAGUUGUUAAGCCUGUUGUAACAGAAUCUCCACCUUUUUAGCUUAGCUUUCUCUCUCCUCUGUGAUUAUAUAAACAGAGCCGGACUCAAUGAUUUAAUUAGCUAGCCAUUUUAUGCAAUAGUAGAAAUCUUUCUAUUUAGAA